This is a messenger RNA of Drosophila eugracilis, 1794 nucleotides long. RefSeq names its product probable cytochrome P450 6a20. Bases 19 to 1533 code for a protein of 504 amino acids. NCBI's taxonomy places the organism in Eukaryota, Metazoa, Arthropoda, Insecta, Diptera, Drosophilidae. The transcript has 2 exons. Gene Ontology annotation, molecular function: iron ion binding; heme binding; oxidoreductase activity, acting on paired donors, with incorporation or reduction of molecular oxygen. The record is from RefSeq and is a predicted model, not a curated record.
UUAUUCAGUUUCUUCGUGAUGGCUGUUCUUCUUGUAUUGUUAGUUGGUGUUCUCACCUUCGCCGCGUGGUUUGUUCAUCAACAGUUUACCUACUGGAAACGGCGUGACAUCCCUCACGAUGCCCCCAGUAUUCCAUUCGGUAACACCAGCGAGGUGAUGAGAUCUAAGCAGAUAUCGGACGUUUUUAGGAGAACCUACUUCAAGUAUAAGAACAAGACCGAUGGACCAUUCGUGGGAUUUUAUUUAUACUUCAAGAAGAUAGCACUUAUUACCGAUAUAGAUUUUGUAAAAACGGUAUUGAUUCGGGAGUUCGACAAGUUCCACGAUCGCGGUGUGUUCCACAACGAACGGGAUGAUCCGCUGACCGCUAAUCUGGUGAACAUCGAAGGCCAGAAGUGGAAAACUCUGCGCCAGAAAUUGACUCCCACAUUCACAUCUGGCAAGAUGAAGACUAUGUUCCCCACCAUUCUGGACGUGGGCGAUGAAAUGAUUCGGGUUUUUGAUAAGAAUAUUUCCGAAAAUAAAGACUCUUUGGAGAUCACAGAUUUACUAGCCCGUUUCACCGCUGAUGUCAUUGGAACUUGUGCCUUUGGCUUGGAUUGCCACAGCUUGUCGGAUCCCAAGGCGGAGUUUGUGAAAAUGGGAACUGCUGCCAUCACCGAACGACGUUAUGGAAAAUCGCUGGACGUCUUCUUGUUUGGAGCACCAAAACUAGCGGCAAAACUGCGUAUGAAACAGAGUGUCCAGAAGGUCGAGGACUUUUACAUGAACAUUAUUAAGGAUACUGUGGACUAUCGUAUAAAGAAUAAUGUUAAGCGAAACGAUUUUAUGGAUAUGUUGAUUGAAAUGAAACGGAAACACGAUAGUGGCGACAAAUUAAAUGGUUUGACCUUCAACGAAAUUGCUGCUCAAGCUUUUAUAUUUUUCUUGGCUGGAUUUGAAACCAGCUCCACAACCAUGGGAUUUUCUCUUUAUGAGUUGGCCAACAAUCAAGACAUCCAGGAUAAACUAAGGAUUGAAGUAGAUAGCGUUCUGAAAAAAUACGAUGGAAAAUUAAGUUAUGACAGCAUGCGGGAGAUGACUUACUUGGAAAAGGUGAUUGACGAAACCAUGAGAAUACGCCCGGUAGUUGGUCAUUUAAUCCGAAAUGCCACUCAACGCUACGAGCAUAGCAACCCAAAGUAUUACAUCGAAAAGGGCACUGGAGUGAUCGUGCCCACCUGGGCCAUUCAUCAUGAUCCCGAGUUCUACCCAGAACCAGAAAAGUUCAUCCCUGAGCGUUUUGAUGAAGAUCAGAUCCAGCAGCGUCCUCCUUGCACAUUCCUGCCUUUUGGAGACGGUCCUAGAAACUGCAUUGGACUGCGAUUCGGACGGAUGCAGAUCUUUGUUGGAAUGGCGCUGCUCAUCCACAACUUCAAGUUUGAGGUGCACCCCACCAAGACUGUUGUGCCCAUGGAAUACAGAGCCGAUGACAUUUUGAUGAGUUCUAAAGGCGGAAUUCAGUUGAAAGUCAGUAGGGUUGGGAAGCCAUAAAGAUAAUUAAAACCCGAUUACAACUUGAUGAAAUGCUUAUGGGUUACGACGCAGUUGUCAGUUUAAAUACCUACAAUGUAGUUUUAGUUCGACACUAGUGAUUAAGUGAUAAUUUGCACAUGCAAUUACUAGCUUUUCCCAUAAUGUGAAUUAUUGGUGGAGUUUGAACAGACAUUUAUUUAUAUUUGUAUAUGUAAACGUAUCUAUUAUAAACAUUUAAUAUUUAUAAAGUGAGGAAUAAACGACUUAUUAUUGAGCCAA